Messenger RNA from Enterospora canceri, 375 nucleotides. NCBI's taxonomy places the organism in Eukaryota, Fungi, Microsporidia, Enterocytozoonidae. The record is from the annotation of a GenBank genome assembly.
AUGAUUCCAAGGCUGAAAAAUAAACCUUAUGAAGAAAGACUCAAAGAAUUAAACUUAUUCAGCCUAGAAAAACGAAGGAUGCGAGGAGAUUUAAUUGAAAUGUUCAAAAUAAUUAAAGGAUUUGAUAAUAUCAAUGCAGAAGAUUACAUUACUUUUGAUCGUUCAAAUAUAACAAGAAGACGUCAUACUUUUAAGAUUACUGGUAAACGAUUCACAUCAAACGAAGCCAAACAUUUCUUUUUCAAUCGGAUCGUUAACAUUUGGAACGCCCUGCCCGCCAAUGUCGUUGACAGUAAAACAAUUAAUACAUUCAAAAAUAGACUGGACAAAUAUUUAGAAGCCAAUCCGCAACUAAAACACUAUUCGUUAACGUAG